Panicum virgatum (switchgrass) is the source of this 1796-nucleotide messenger RNA. Its product is annotated as thymocyte nuclear protein 1-like. The coding region runs from base 786 to 1328 and encodes 180 amino acids. The transcript is spliced from 3 exons. Gene Ontology annotation, cellular component: nucleus. The record is from RefSeq and is a predicted model, not a curated record. NCBI's taxonomy places the organism in Eukaryota, Viridiplantae, Streptophyta, Magnoliopsida, Poales, Poaceae.
UUGCCUUUGCGGUCCGUCGUCUUCUCUUUUUUUUUUCUUAUUUUGCGAGGGCGUCCGUCGUCUUCGCCAGACACAGCGAGAGCGAGAGACCAAAAGGGGGACAGGAUGCGGCUCUCCUUCCCCCUCGUCGCCGGCGCCGUCGUAAUUGGAGUGAUUUCUGGGAAUGUUAUAUUUGGACCACCGCUUCAGAAGUAUUGGGCAGAGAAGCAGCAGCAAGAGGCAGCAAAGGAGGGUCAAGCUGGUUCAACCUAAUAAAGGGCCCCUAGUUUUUAUUAUCCAGCUCUGUCAAUGGAACACUCUGAAUGCUGACAUUCAUAAAAUGUGUACUUUGUUAUUGCAGUUAUGUCGAUCUAACUUCAGUUAUCGUUAGCAGUUGUUGAAUUGGUAGCCUUCGUAGUGGAAAGAAACAAUGUAUAAAGCACAGUAUGAGUUGAAAUCCAUCCAUAAUUCUGAUCUGUUUGGAUUUUGUUUAUUAUUCAGGUUGACCCCAUUGCAAAGAUAGCAGUAUUUCGUUGUAUGCAGAGUACGUCUGUUGUCCUCUGUUGAGUUGACUUGCAAUCUCAGCGUUGGUGUCCUGUUUGGGCCGUCCAUUUGAGCCCCGGUUGGGCCCAUCUCAGCCCACGCUUAUCCACUUUUGUCAAGGCAGGCGGGGCGCGGGAAGACGAACUGCUAUUGUAGAAAAAAAUCCCCGCCACUACGAGCCCUAGCAGCCCACAUUCCCGCCAAAACAAGAACCUAGCCUCCUCCGGCGAUCGCCAGAGGCCACAAUCUCAACCCCGCACAGGAUGACGAGGAAAGCAAAGCCCGCCGCCCAAGCCACCGCGGCGGCGACCGCCGCCACCGGCGUCCAGUACUGGCUUCUGAAGACGGAGCCGGGCGAGUGGUCGUGGUCCGACCAGGCGAGCGCCCCGGGCGGCGUUGCGCCGCGGGACGGCGUCCGCAACCACCAGGCCAUGAAAAACCUCCGCGCCAUGCGCACCGGCGACCGGUGCCUGUUCUACCACUCCGGCGCCGGCGCCGCCUCCCGCCGCGUCGUCGGCGUCGUGGAGGUCGCCCGGACCUGGUACGAAGGGGAGGGGGAAGGGGAGGGGAAGGAGGCAGCGUCUGGCGGCGCCGUGGACGUGCGGGCGGUCGGGGAGUUCCGGAACCCCGUCCCUCUGGGUGAGGUCAAGAAAGCGGCGGGCGAGGUGGAGGGGAUGAGGGACUUCGCGCUGCUCCGGCAGCCGCGGCUGUCGGUGAUGCCGGUCCCGGGCAAGAUCUGGGACUGGAUUUGCGACGCGGGUGGGGGCUUCGUGCAGGACGGCGAAGCUGAGGAAGAAGAGGGUUGAUGCUGCAACCGUAAGCUGCAGGGUGAUACCCAACUGCAAGGCUGCAUUUUGUGGAUUCCUUUUUGGCCUGUAAGGGGAUUGCUAAUUCCCAUCUUGGCACCCCUUCUUCAGAAGAGGGAUUGCAUCAGUAUCAGCAGUAUUCAGUUCAUCGUUGUUCAGUGUUUUGGCAUCUCGGAACCGAAGUCUGCCGAACAAGGCUUGUAGGUGCAGUUACUAGUUGCUUCGUAAAUUCAGUGGCUGAUGUGGCUGGAGUGGCUUGUGCUCUAUCACUAGUGUUGCGUGGGCCUCACUAGUGUUGCGUGGGCCUCCUUUUGUAGCUUGUGACUUCCUGUAACCAGGUAAUCUACUUGCUGCUCUGAAUGGGCAAGUUUGAUGCACGGUUCACUGAAGUUUCAAGCAGGCAGCUCGUGCUUUCGAUGCUAUGGGCAUCCAUAGUGUUAGAUGUUACUAGUUGUUAAUUGGUGACUA